Hippopotamus amphibius kiboko is the source of this 622-nucleotide messenger RNA. RefSeq names its product interferon-induced transmembrane protein 3-like. The record is from RefSeq and is a predicted model, not a curated record. The coding region runs from base 88 to 528 and encodes 146 amino acids. The transcript is spliced from 2 exons. Gene Ontology annotation, cellular component: plasma membrane. NCBI's taxonomy places the organism in Eukaryota, Metazoa, Chordata, Mammalia, Artiodactyla, Hippopotamidae. Gene Ontology annotation, biological process: negative regulation of viral genome replication; response to interferon-alpha; response to type II interferon.
GGAAACUUCAAGAAAUCGAAACUACAGGGUGUAGAGAGCACUCCGAGCCUGUCCAGGCAUCCGGACCGCAGCUGCUGCGUGCCCAACAUGAACCGCACGUCCCAGCCCUUCUUCACUGGUGCCCACAGCAGGGUCCCCCCGAGCUAUGAGAUGCUCAAGGAGGAGCACGAGGUGGCCAUGCUGGGGGCUGCCCAGAGCCAGGCCCCCGUGACGACCACGGUGAUCAACAUCCAGAGUGAGACCUCCGUGCCCGACCACAUCGUCUGGUCCCUGUUCAACACCAUCUUCAUGAACUGGUGCUGCCUGGGCUUCGUGGCAUUCGCCUACUCCGUGAAGUCUAGGGACCGGAAGAUGGUGGGCGACAUCACUGGGGCCCAGAGCUAUGCCUCCACCGCCAAGUGCCUGAACAUCUGCGCCCUGGUCCUGGGCAUCCUUCUGACUAUUGCCUUCAUCAUUCUUUUCGCCACUGGCUCUCUGAUGAUUUUUCAAGCAAUUUCCCAGUUCAUGAAGGAGAAUGGAGGCCACUAGCAGCUGCCCGCAGCCCGAGGCCGUCACCCCUUUUCACUGCCGUUUAUACACGCGUCUGUCCACAGUUGAAUAAAGCAAAGCAUUUGUGUGUGAG